AGAAAGACGUGACUUUGCUAAGAAUCGAUAUUUUUUUGAAAAUAAACAUGAUCGAUCAUACUAACCGGAAGCGCGGAUCUUUCAGGAUUUUUUUCUAAUUUUUUUCGUUGUUUUGGAUUAAAAUGUGGGAUGCGUCUUAAAGAGUGGACCCUUAUACGUUGCAAUGUAUUCUGGUGUUUCUUGGAUUCGUCCGAAAUGAUCAGAACCGUGAUAUCGAAGUGCAAAAGUCUACGUUCAACGUAGACAAUUAUGGCCCGUCAUUGGCCCAGAGUGUACGUUCACUGUAGACUCUAGGCCAAUCAGAGAGCCGAACCGUCUACGUCCACCUUCCGACUAACUGGUUGGAAAUAGAAUUGAUAAUUGGAAGGAGAAGAUGGAUCCAUUGCUGCCCAAGCUAAGCUUUUUUGACAUAAGUGUGCCAAAAAAUAGGCAACAAUGCCUUCUUAGGGCAACAAAGGAGGCCAAGGCACUGGCGAAUCGAAACACGUGCUUCAAAAAGACAACAGUCGAGGACCAAAAGACGGCUUGUGAGGAAGCUAAAAAGAGAUGUCGGCACUUCACCUCGACUCCAUCAGAGGAGCAGUAUCUCGGUCAGCUUCAUUUGACCUUUGGAAAAUACAAUGGCCAAAGCUUUAAAUGGCUGGUCGAAAAUGAUGUUGGCUACAUUAAGUAUAUCAUUGAUCUGCAUGUAAAAGAAUGCCAGCAUCUCAAAAAAUAAAACCAUUAAUGACCGGAGGGUGAAGGACCUCCUCCUGAGGUAUGUGCAGCUGUUCCCUCCGGUCUCCUGCUACCUCGAGGUCAACGUGGACAGGGCAAUUUAUGGGCAGGACCGCUUCAGGUCGUUCACUUUCCUCGAGAUGCGGCAGUGGUACAGCCUGCACAAGCUGGGACCGGCCAAGAGAGAAAAUGGCGCAGGAGGCGUACACCUCUACAAAGCAGUGGCUGGUGAUGAAGGAGAAGGACAUCACCACCAAGUCCCAGAAGUGCUUCAGGCGCUACAUUCUCGAUAGAGAGAAGCCUCCACCGGAUUCCAAUCUUCCUGCCGCCACUUCCAGCUCUUCAAGAAGAGAACCAGGAUCAGUCAGAGCUUUAUUGCCAGCCGCUGCCACCUCCCAGUUGUCAUGGUCCAAUGACGCUCUGGACGACACAGUCUUCUUGCCCAUCUCCACCAGCCAGCCUGUGUCCGUCAGGAGUCCCGAACAGCUGCCGCUCUCCACCAGCGUGCCAGCAACUGCAGAGCAUCCUGAACAGACUCCUUUGCGUAAACGAGCAAGAAGGCAAAGCGCAGCAAGCACAAGAAGCCCCUGCUGUCCUCCACCAGCAAGGCUGUUUAGUCUCCCCCUGAUGCUCGCCCAGAGGAGUCAUCAUCGACCUCAAACAGCCAGACUGCGUCUGCCACCACCUUGCCACAGAGUGACUAUUCUGUGGAGCUGGAUGGCUGGGUGCGGCUGUGGGAAGACUCCAAUGGCAUCCCAUCUGCAGACAUCCCCUGGCUGAAGGAGGACAGCGAGAGAGGCCUCUUUAUGGCCAUCCAAAUUUACAAGGACAUCAAGGGCGUCAUUCGAAAGCGGCGCAUCCUAAAGUCAGACCGGAUGUGGUUUUAUCCCCCGAGCCACCCGGCUUCGUUAGAGGCGGCAUACCCACUCCACAGGCCUUUUUCCUGCUGCCGUUUUUUCUUCUGGCACCCCAUCAGGGUGUGGUGGUGCUCUCUGAAGUUGGGGCCGGAGGCAACACAUACCUCUUCAAGUCUGGUUACCACAUCCGGGUACGUCACAUCUGCGGCGUGUCCGGUUGGAACACCAUGGUGACAGAGGUGGUUUCCUGUGGACCGUGCCUCAAGGCUGCCAGGGGUUGAGCAAGUGGUCCCAUGGGUCGGUGUUGAGGCUCAUCGGUCCAGGUUUCCGGCUGUGCUGAUGAUUGACCGUAAAGCGUGGGGUGGACAAAACUGUGAUUCACCUCCUGUGUGACCGCAGGAGUGGCGGCAGGUGCAGGAGAACCAUAAGGAGGACUACAAUCAGAGGAAAGACCUCUACACCAUGCUCCUCAUGGCCUUGGUGAAACCCGGAGGCAUUGUCUCUGCGUUGGGCCACGGGGAGUUCCAGGUGGCACCACUUCUCAGAGAGCUUCCCUGCACGCGGCUCCUGCGGCAUGCGUUCCUCCUGGCUGAGGUGGAAAAUGUUCAGGACUACCAGAGCCAGAUACUGUCCACAUUCGACACCGUCCUGAAAAUGGCAUAAGCACCACAUUGAACACCACAUUGUGCAAAACUAAACUAAACUGUUUUCUAUUUGUUUGUUUUGUUGUAGGUGGUGAAGAAAUUGUCUGGGGAGGGCAAGGGCAUCGGGAACAAGUUCUCCCAGAUCGUGUCCUUUGUUCUCACCAGUAAGGAGUCUGUGGAAAAGCUGGGGCCCAUGUGCCGUGGCGUCAUAAAGCAGUUUCAGCUCGUCAAUCAACCUGUAACCAAGAUCCCUAACAUCGACCGGGGAUGCUGCAAGGCACAGGGUCUGACAGCCGUGAAGAUGCUCUUCCAGCCUUGGAUGGAUGACGGGAUGGUGGAAUGUGUCACAUAAUUGAAUAUGAGGCAACUGCUAUCAGUUGGAAUGGAUGGCCCCAAUGUGAAUUUCAAGUUGGUGGAUCUACUCCAGAAAGAACAUGCAGAGCUCUAUGGAGGUGCCCAGGUUGUCACAGUUGGAAGCUGUGGACUUCACACCGUCCACAAUGCUUUAAAGGCAGGCUUUACUAUGUGGCAGUUGGAAAAACUUCUGCGAGCCAUGCACUUCCUCUUUCAUAAUGUGCCUGCCAGGAGAGAAGAAGGUGAUGGGGUCCUUCUGCUUUCCCAUACCAUUUUGUGGCCAUAGAUGGGUGGAAAACGUUCCUGUGGCGGAAAGGGCAGUUGAAGUUUGGCCAGUGCUGAAGAUGUAUGUGGAUGCUGCAGAGAAAAAGAAGGUUCCAGUCCCCUGCACAGCUUCAUAUGACACCAUAGUAGCUGCACAAAAGGAUCCUUUCAUUAUUGCAAAACUCCAUUGCAAGAACUUUCAACCCCUUCUUGACAAAAUUCCAAACUGAUGAGCCAGUGUUGCCCUUCUUGGCCAAAGAUUUGACUGAGCUGCUGAGGAGUUUACUGAGGCGGUUCGUUCAACGAGAGCUCACCCAGGACCUCACACCCCUGCAGCUGAUCAAAAUAGAUCUAACAGAUGAAAAGAACUUGGUCUCCCCAAAGAGUGUAGACAUAGGCCUGGGAGCAGAAUCUGCUAUCAAGGAACUUCAGAGCAAACCAGGAUUCAAGGUUGGUGAGCUUUCUGUGCUCACCUUCAGGCGAGAAUGUUUGCAGGGCCUGAUUAAAGUUGUUGUGAAGCUACAGGAGAAAAGCCCCCUGAAAUUCCAAGUGGCCAGGCAGAUUGCAUGCUUGGACCCUUCAAGAAUGCACAGAGAUCCCGAUUGGUGCAUCAGACAGAUGAAAGGAAUAGUGCAAACAUUCCUCCAGGGCAAACAUUUGGCAGGUGGCAUACCAGCUGGUGAUGUAAUCAUUCAGCAGUUUACAUCAUUGCUGUCUCUUGAGGGCAGAGAUGAACAAUUCCGCUCUUUCCAGCCUUUCAAGCAACGUGUGGAUGUGUUUCUACACUUGACCCUCAGCCCAUACUACAUGGACCUGUUGAGAUUCUGCCAGAGCCACUUGCCAUACAAUUUUAUGCCCACAAGUUCAUAUUAGGCCUAUAGCACAAGUGCAAACAAUAGUUCACCAGUUC
Paramisgurnus dabryanus is the source of this 3746-nucleotide messenger RNA. RefSeq lists its product as uncharacterized. The record is from RefSeq and is a predicted model, not a curated record. Lineage: Eukaryota; Metazoa; Chordata; Actinopteri; Cypriniformes; Cobitidae.